CUGGAAAACGACCACCGAUCUAACACUCCUUCGCCACUCCCUUAAUCUCCUCCUUUCCCAUCUUCUCCUUCCAUUUUCCGUACCAGAGAAAGAGAUUUUGGAAUUCGUCUCUUCAGAUCCAUUGCCGCAUUUCCCCCGUCUUCUGACUUUCCGAAGACGACGAUUGACCAUGGCGGCUACCAAUCGGAGCGUUGCGGCGGUCUUGCUGCUGCUGAUGCUCUGCGUGGUGGGUUUGGCGGCGGUGGUCCGCGGCGACGACUCGGAGCCGGCGGUGGUGGUGAAGAAGGUGAAGGGGAAGAAGUACUGUACCAAAGGCUGGGAAUGCAAGACGCCUUCCGUUUACUGCUGCAACGAGACGAUCUCCGAUUUCUUCCAGACCUACCAGUUCGAGAAUCUCUUCUCCAAGAGGAACACCCCCGUCGCUCACGCCGUCGGGUUUUGGGAGUACCGGUCGUUCAUCCUCGCUGCCUCUCUCUUCCAGCCGGACGGUUUCUGCACCACCGGCGGGAAGCUGAUGCAGAUGAAGGAGCUCGCCGCUUUUCUCGCCCAUGUCGGCAGCAAAACCACUUGUGGUUAUGGAGUGGCGACUGGAGGGCCGUUAGCUUGGGGUCUAUGCUAUAAUAAGGAAAUGAGCCCUCAGCAGUCGUAUUGUGACGAUUACUUCAAAUACACCUACCCUUGUACCCCUGGAGCUGAUUACUAUGGUCGUGGCGCCAUUCCUAUUUACUGGAACUAUAACUAUGGCAAAGUUGGAAAAGGUAUCAAGGCUGAUUUGUUGAACCACCCCGAGUACUUAGAGCAAAAUGCUACCUUGGCUUUCCAGGCUGCCAUUUGGAUGUGGAUGACACCAGCGAAGAAGUCGCAGCCUUCGGCCCAUGAGGUCUUUGUUGGCGACUGGAAGCCCACGAAGAACGAUACCCUGUCCAAGCGCAUUCCUGGGUUCGGUACAACAAUGAACAUUCUCUAUGGUGACAAUGUCUGUGGCCAGGGCGAUAUUGAUCCCAUGAACAACGUCAUCUCCCAUUACCUUUACUAUCUCGACUUGAUGGGUGUAGGCAGGGAGGAAGCAGGGCCUCAUGAGUUCCUCUCUUGUGGCGAGCAGGUUGUAUUCAACCCAUCAGCAGCCAAUCCUAGCCAAGACUCUUGA
This is a messenger RNA of Linum tenue, 1147 nucleotides long. The record is from the annotation of a GenBank genome assembly. NCBI's taxonomy places the organism in Eukaryota, Viridiplantae, Streptophyta, Magnoliopsida, Malpighiales, Linaceae.